Danio aesculapii is the source of this 2265-nucleotide messenger RNA. RefSeq names its product UDP-N-acetyl-alpha-D-galactosamine:polypeptide N-acetylgalactosaminyltransferase 14 (GalNAc-T14) (gene galnt14). NCBI's taxonomy places the organism in Eukaryota, Metazoa, Chordata, Actinopteri, Cypriniformes, Danionidae. Gene Ontology annotation, cellular component: Golgi apparatus. The record is from RefSeq and is a predicted model, not a curated record. The transcript has 16 exons. The coding region runs from base 216 to 1880 and encodes 554 amino acids.
GCACACAGGAUGAUUUUAAUCGCGCUGGACAGCGGCCAGCGUCACUCACAGUCUCAGCAAGUCAGCGCGCUGCGCACGAGAGCAACAACCUCAUUCCUGGAUAUACGGCACUAGAAGCGAGUGCGCGGCGCGCGGACACAAAUCGCCUUUCGCUGGUUGACAGGAGCGCGCGAAUGCUUUCCAAACUGAAAUGAAUCGCUGACGGCCGUUUGAAAAUGAAGAGGCUUUCUCGAAAGCUGACUUUAGCCCUGGCAGCGCUUUUUUGGAUAGCAGCUUUACUAUAUUUCAUACUGCUGAACAGCCGGAAAAUACUACCUGACCAAAGAAACGAGCAACCGCAAGUGAAAGAGAUCUCUGAUACUGAGUGGGAUGACCUGCUGGAAGAGUUUGAAGAGAAAAGCUACCUCAGUGCUCACAGAUGGAAACCGGGCCAGGACCCAUACAGUCUGUAUGCCUUCAAUCAAAGAGAGAGCGAACGAAUCCCCAGCAACAGAGCACUUAGAGACACCCGGCAUUACAGGUGUACAACACUGCACUAUGACCCUGAUCUGCCAUCCACCACCAUAGUAAUCACGUUCCACAAUGAGGCACGAUCCACCCUACUGCGCACAGUUAGAAGCGUGUUGAAUCGGACUCCUGUGCAUCUGAUUCAUGAAAUCAUACUGGUGGAUGACUUCAGUGAAGAUUCAAACGAUUGCCUUCUUCUCACCAAGUUGCCCAAAGUAAAGUGUCUUCGCAAUAAACACAGAGAAGGAUUGAUUCGCUCUCGUGUUCGAGGGGCUGACGCUGCAGGAGCCCAGAUCCUGACUUUUUUGGACAGUCACUGUGAGGUCAACAAAGAUUGGCUGCCUCCACUGCUGCAGAGGGUCAAAGAGGACCCGACCUGUGUCGCCAGCCCCGUGAUUGACAUCAUUAAUAUGGACACGUUUGCCUACGUCGCCGCUUCCUCAGACUUGCGAGGAGGAUUCGACUGGAGUUUACACUUUAAAUGGGAGCAACUAUCUGCUGAAAAGCGAGCCAAGAGAGCUGACCCUACAGAGCCCAUUAAAACGCCCAUCAUCGCAGGAGGACUUUUCGUGAUUGACAGAUCCUGGUUCAAUCGCUUGGGGAAAUAUGACACCGCCAUGGACAUCUGGGGAGGGGAGAAUUUCGAAAUCUCGUUCAGAGUAUGGAUGUGUGGAGGAAGCCUGGAAAUUAUCCCCUGUAGCAGGGUCGGCCACGUUUUCCGCAAGAAACAUCCUUACAUCUUCCCAGAGGGCAAUGCCAACACCUACAUAAAGAACACCAGAAGGACCGCUGAGGUUUGGAUGGAUGAGUUCAAACUGUUCUACUACUCGGCUCGACCGGCUGCCAGAGGAAAAUCCUAUGGAGACAUUCACGGCAGGCAGGAGCUCCGCAAGAGUCUCAACUGCAAAUCCUUCAAGUGGUAUCUGGACAACGUCUAUCCGGAGCUCAAAGUACCUGAUGAUUCUGAUGCCAAGUCUGGUGUGAUCCGGCAGAGACAGAACUGUCUAGAGUCUCGAGUAGUCGAAGGGCAGGAUCUCCCAGUGCUCACACUCGCACCUUGCGUCAUCACCAAAGACAUACCAGCAGCCAAUCAGGAGUGGAUCUACACCCACGGACAGCAAAUCCGCCAGCAGCAGUACUGUCUGUCCGUCUCCACCACUUUCCCUGCCUCCCAGAUCCUACUCAUGCCGUGCAACAUCAGCGACGGCAAGCAGCGCUGGCAGAAGUCUGGCACUCACCUGGAGCACCUGGCAUCUCGUUUCUGUGUGGACAGCGAGAUGGCUCUGGAUGGCAUCGAGAGCAGUAAAAUGCUGGUGAUCAGCCCGUGCGAGCUGUCGGCGCACACACAGAGAUGGGAAAUGCCUUUCUCGUGAUCCUUCCCUCCUUGGCCUCUCGUCACCUCUCAGAGCUCAGCUGGAGUCAAAGAUGGAUAGAGAGGCAGAGAGAGCGAGUGUGUACCUCCAGGAGGUGCUACAUCUGUGUCCUGCUGUUCUGCUCUGUCCACUCCCUUUGUUUCUUCAGCACACCCCAGGUUCCCCAGAGUGUCAGUCAUACUGAUGCUCAGCAGAACAGAGUCUGGCAGCUGGACGCACACAAACUUGCGGGACACACACCGAGUGUGACACACACACGCUCACACUGGAGAACAGCGCACAACCUUUAUAUUUCUGUUUCGCUUGACUUUACCCAGAGACGAAGCACUUGUGAGAUACAUCUGCUAGCACAUCCACAUACAAUAAAUUCCCUAUUUUUUCUUAA